AGCACCCCCACCUGUCCCUCCGCUGACCCACACAUUUUUUGGUAGCUUCACAUCGCGUAUCAGAAACGCGGUCAUCAGCCGUUGAGCAUCUGGCUGCCCCUCGCUUUUUUUUUUGAUUUUUGAAACACGCUGCGAAUUGACUGGAUCUCUUUCUAUUUCGAAACAUAGAAGCUGCACCGCCACAAGGGCACGAUACACCACAUAUAGAGUAUACGCCAGCGCAUGGGUGCCCAGACGACAUGGCGUCCGUGACGUCCCUUGGCUUGCACCAACCUUCUGGCUUGCGACACGCCAUUGAAGAACAAAUAUUACCGGCCAAUCCCCCAGACGCUUCGUAUCGAUGGAUUAUAGAUUCUGCUCGUGAUGGCCAACAGAUUGUCGAAGACGAGCUCCUUGUGACGGAGACUGCUGUCAUAUGGAGUCGCGGACGUAUUGUCUGCAAGACGUUUCGCUUCGAUAAUGAAAAAGAGCAAAUAGUAAAGGCUCUUUUGGCAUAUUUCCCCAAUUCUCACAGUACGGCAAACAGAAACAAAGCUGCAAAGGCAGCAUCUUCCAGCGAUCGAAAGACGGACGAUGAACCACUCGAAAAGGCACUGGUUGUAUUUCUCAAAACACAAGCCCACAUAUACUUCCUCUCUGGCACCAGCCAUAUUGUCCAUAUACCGUUUGAGGUUGAAGCAGCAUGUGCUGGGCCUGUUGGUGUGCUUAUACAACGAAAGCGAGACGCCAAUAAGCCGCCAGCCGCCCUCAAGUUUCCCCGCGUCCCGACAAACUCUUUCAUUUCGUCCCAGGUGACCGACUCUACAAGCUCUCAACAGUCUUUUAUAGUAGAUGGAGUUGAGCCGUCAUCGCAAAAGCCACUGGCGAUUGGGCUCAACUCUAGUCUCGCCCAACUGUUCGAGGACCCAGUUACCCAGACAGCAUCACAAUGGCCUCGACUCGUUUCAUUGAUGGAUCCUUUGCUGGAACUCGGUCUUGUUGUUACAGAUCACAAGCCGCAGACCCCAAGGCCAAAGUAUAGGAGACAACCAAGAAACUCUAACUUUUUAGACCCUGCGGAGCAACUGCUACACGUCGAGCAAAUACCUUUACCAGGCGCGUGCUUCCAAGAAGAGGAACUCAUCAUUGCUGUUACUGUCAAUGCAGAGGCAAACCUCUACUCAAUAUGGAGACUAAAGUACCUAGAGCACGAAGAUCCAUUUGUCCGCAAGCGAAAAAUCCUAAAGGAAAAGGCGUCACGAAGACGAAGUUCCAUCGCCCCUCCAUAUCUUGGAACUCCAGCAACCCCUGCAAAGCCAGGGCUCCGCGAAAGCUUUGGUGCACCACUACCUGGAAAACGGCAGCGAAAUAGUGACAGGGUUGAAAAGCCGGUCGAUUUAGUCUCGUCUUUGGAAAAACAUGAUAAAGAAGGUUCGGCGGUUACUAGACGUAGCUCGCGUCGCCUAAGCUCAAUGCUUGCUCGCGCCGAUCUGUCCGCAUCUCAAGAACGUUCUGCAUUUGCAGAUCAGCCUACUAUACCAACGACCAGAAGACAUGAUUCAUACAGCAACAUUCAUGCGAGAUCUAGCUCCGGGUUCGGCCAUCAGGGACGAGGGAGUCUAAACAGUCUGCUGGAAGCGCCACUGGACGUUGAUCUGCAUGAAGGUUUUCAUAACAUGGGCCUUGACGAUCCGGAUUUUGAUGGCCUUCAAAAGGACCUCUUAUUUUCUCGUAUCUACCAGUUCCCGUUAGAGAAGACACACGUCCACGUCACAGACCCUACUUCAAUCCUUAAGAAUUCGCAGGUCUUUACGCUUUGCUCGCCUUCGUUUGCAACCAAUGAGCAUAGCCGGAAUCAACUACUCAUCGGAGUUCAAGAUGCCGAGGAGCGUCGCCUCAACAUUGUCGACCUCAAUAUUGUCCUACGCCGAAUUCCGGAAGCAGACCAAAAAGCAAAUGGCAGGACUAGCAGUAUUGCCAUUACGUCGGCCGAUCUACGGAAAGCUAAAAAUGUGGUCGACUCCUGUAAGUUGGUCGAUGAUGAUCAUUCAGCCAUUCUCAUCUUGUCUGAAUCCAUGGAUGGGCGCCAUGAACUGAGUACGCAGGCCCCUUGGAGCGAACGAACCACCUUAUGGCCAGAACUAGUUUUUGUCGAUGACACGCGAAGUCUCCAAUAUCAGGGACGCAAAGUCGACCGUGACAUUAAGCAUCGAAAAUCAGAAGUAAUUGACUUGCUCAACGGCAGCAUAGUGGGACUUCGGUAUCCGAGGAGCUUUGGUGUAGUAGACGCUGUCGACGUUGAUGGACGCCUACACCAGCUUAAGAUACAACUUCGGCCACGGAACCCGCAAGUCGGCCGUGUUCUGGCAAUGUGUCGCAAUAUUUUGGAGGAUGCAAACGGAGAACGUAUGCACGGUGGUUGGCUGCAUGUCAUGCAAUGGCUGAAGCUGCAGAAUGAGCCGCUUCCCGAUCCUGAGUGGUCGGCAGUCACCAUUUUGCUCUUCACUCUUAUUCUAAACUUGGGGCGUGGCGAUUCGAAUGCAAUGCAAACAGCCCGACUGCCCAUGAGACGCAGACGAAAUGCCUCUGGCUCGUUUGGCAGCGUUCGCGACAUGGACGACUGGAAGCUGAUGGAGGCUGCUGAAUCUACAAAUUCUCUCGGCUGCCCGCCAUGGAUGACCAACAGGGGAUGGCAGUGGGCACUCCAUGAAGACGCUGAUGUAACAGCAUCUCCGUCUCUUGAUGAUGGCCCCGUUCCUAAAUUUAUAUCGCGGCAUGUGGGAUUAACAAGAGAUUACAUGGUUUCACAGCAAGGCGCCUUUGCCAUUGGCCCUAAUGGUUAUUUGCCUACAUCACUCGCUCGAAACGAUGAGAGCCGACGAAAAACGUCGGAGGAUAUCCUUUUAGCUCUCCAUCUCUUACUGGAAGAGGAAAAGCUAGACAUCAUGUCUCCAGAACAUGCUACGUCUGGGCGGACUGAUCUGCGUGUUGUUCUGUGCCAACUGGCGCGGUGGUUGCGCUGGCAUAAUUUCAUGGCGAUCUACGAGCUCGGCAUUCAGGAAGAUGUCGAUCGUAAAUAUGACUCUGAACUUGUUCUCAACCCUCCAAUUCCAGCCCCGGCUACAUGUCCCAACAUUCUGGAAUGGAUCCAGAAUCGCUUCAUGGGCAUGCGAAGCCAAUACCGAACUCCGAUGGAUAUCUAUUAUGCCGAUAAGCAGUUAUCAGAAGAUGAAAAGAUGCUUGACACUCGCUGGGAUAGCAUUGUGCCUCGGACAAUGAUGUUUAAGCGAUUCUUCAGAAUGCUAAAACCAACGUCUUCCGCAGUUGAAAUGGUUGAGGCCAUGCACCAUUGCGGGCUAACGAAGUACAUUCUGCAAACACUCCCAGAGGGCGUAUUAGUCCCAUUACAAGACGCCAUCACCCUUUGUCAACCUCAUCCACCACACGCGUGGUCCCCUGAGCUGCUAGAGCUGGUCAAGCGAAGUGACAUGAUUAGCGUUUUGUCCCGAAACAAGCCAACACAAACAACCUCAAAUAAUCUCUUAGCACCUUCACAUAAUGCAGCAUGGGAUUUCCGACUAUUAUGCCAAAGUGUAGCAGAGACCAACAAUCUUGGUUAUGAUGAUGGCGAAGGAACCGAGCGCCAAGCCGUUAUCCGUGCCCUCUUCAAAGAAGAUCGUCGUUUGAACGAGGCUCAAGAUUUGCUCUCGACACACAAGUCGCGCGCUGUGUUCUUCAAAUCGCACGAACUGUGGACUGAAAGCGAAUAUCUCGAGAAGCAGAAAGAGCUCGUUGCCAGGAUUGCUACAGGAACCCUCGCCAUCCCAGCCGGCCGAGGACUUCUGUACUUUAGCUUGCGGUUCCCCCUCAUUACCCAAAAGCUUCACAUUGGUGGCUUCAAUCUCAACUGCAUAAUCAAGCCUACCAAUGUAACCGUCGGUGUAGACAAAUCCAUGUUUACAGAAGAAAAGGUCUGCUGGGGCUUCUUUCAUCAAGGUGUUGCUGCUGGUUUGGCCAUUUCUCCUCAGGCCAAGGGCAUAGACACAUCAUGGAUUCUCUACAAUAAGCCUGGGCAAGAGUUGAGCAACCGCCACGCCGGAUUUCUGCUUGCACUCGGCUUAAAUGGACAUUUGAAGGAUGUUGCUAAAUGGGUAGCAUUCAAGUACCUGACACCAAAGCAUACAAUGACUUCAAUCGGUCUCUUGCUCGGCUUGGCUGCAUCAUACAUGGGCACCAUGGACUCGCUCAUCACACGACUGCUCUCCGUCCAUGCCACGCGGAUGCUGCCUCGAGGUGCCGCCGAGCUUAACCUUUCUCCACUGACACAAACAUCUGGCAUCAUGGGCAUUGGCCUGCUCUACUGCAACAGCCAGCACCGGCGCAUGAGUGAGAUUAUGUUGUCCGAGAUUGAGCAUAUUGAGGAUGAAGACGAAGAAGAACCCCUGCGCAGCGAAUGCUAUCGUCUCGCUGCAGGAUUCGCCCUCGGCUUCAUCAACCUAGGCAAAGGCAAUGAUCUCAAGGGCUUGUCAGAUAUGAAGCUAACUGACAAGCUCAUAACGCACGCCACAUCCACCAAGAUUGUCGAAAUUGUUCACGUGCUCGACAGAGCGGCUGCCGGAGCGGUCAUGGCCAUUGCUCUAAUCUUUAUGAAGACAGAGGACCAAAUUGUAGCCCGCAAGAUUGACGUUCCUGAGUCCAUCCUUCAGUUUGACUAUGUCCGCCCAGACAUUCUUCUGUUACGCACUGUUGCCAAGAACAUUAUCCUCUGGUCCAAGAUUGAGCCAACCAUGGCAUGGGUGGAAAGCAGCCUGCCCGCCGCGUACCGAAGCCAAGCGAAACUCUCUAGCAUUCGCAGACUCAAGUCAACCGACCUCCCCUUCUUCAGCAUCCUUGCCGGCAUCUGCUUCUCUAUUGCGCUACGUUUCAGCGGCAGCGCGUCCACCAAGGUCCGCGACCUGCUGCUGCACUACCUCGACCAGUUUAUGCGCAUUGCCUCCAUCGAGCCAACCGAACGAGACCACCCUGACGCAGCGCCGCUCUACGACGAAGAGCUCGCCAGAGCCAACGCGCGCAUGUGCCAGGACGUCCUCGCGCUCUCCACCGGCAUCGUCAUGGCUGGCACCGGCGACAUCGCUGUUCUGCGCCGCCUCCGAGCUCUCCACGGCCGCGAUGACCCAAACGUUCCCUACGGCUCGCAUCUCGCUGCCCAUCUCGCCAUCGGUGCACUCUUCCUCGGAUGCGGCACAGCAACCUUUGGCACCAGCAACAUUGCGAUUGCAUCCCUCCUGCUCUCCUUCUACCCCGUGUUGCCCACCAACGUCAUGGACAACCGCGCUCACCUACAAGCUUUCCGGCACUUCUGGGUACUAGCCGCCGAGCAGCGCUGCCUCGUCGCCAAAGACGUACUCACAGACCAACCCGUCUCCAUCCCUGUGCACAUCAGGCUACGCACACCCAACAAUGUCGAGUCCGUUGCACAUCGCACCACGCCAUGUCUCCUCCCGCCACUAGACCAAAUCCUCAGCCUCUCCACCAAGAGCGGCUCCCGGUACUGGGACGUCAGACUAGACUUUAGCGACGACAAGGUGCGCGAAGCCUUUGCCGAGACGCAGAGCAUAUACCUGCGGCGCCGCCCACCCGUCGAAGGCACAUUUACAUCGACGCUCAGCGCGCUCGGCGACGCAGGCAAGGACCAGAACCCUCUCCAAUGGAUCCUGCACCUCGAUUCCCUAGAGAGCGUCAGCUAUGCCCAAAAGGCGGCGCUGCUCAACAACGCCGAGGACGAGCAGGACAUUGGCGCCGCAGUCGAUGCUAAGAUGGAGAUGGAGCGAGGCAUUCUGGACGGCGGCGACAUGGAGCGUCUCGAAGGCACAAAACUGCUGUUUGAAUGGAGUGCGGUUCGUGACCGUCUUGCACCGCGAAAGAAUCAGCCGGCUUCAACUGCUGCCGAAAGCAUGGCCACUAUGACGGCUAGUAUGCAGUUACAUGCUGAACAUGCGGACGACGAUGAUGGCGAGGCGCAUGGGACAACGUGGUUUAUGCGUGAUAGCGACAUUGAGUCGCUCAAGGGAAAAGUAUGGCUUGCUGCGCGAGAGGCCGAUGAGUGAUGAUUUCCAAAACGAUGAUAGCUAUUACUAGAUGAAUCACGAUUAUGUAUAGUUUCUUUUUUAGCUUUUUUACGCAACAUACAUUCCAUUUCAUUGUUGAUCUCUUCAAGUCGCGCAUCACUUUCACUUUAUUGUCAUGAGACGGCAUGCCCACGCAGGCAGUCACUGGUGUUUAGUUUAAAAAUCAUUUCUCUUUUUUGAUAUUCGUUUCAAAUUCCGCUCCAUAUCUAAAAUACCGUACGGAUGCCUACGGAAAUCUAAAGCGUUACCCAAUCCUCUCAGACCGGGCUCUCUUUUUUCUUUUGAUGAUAAAUGUGCGCCGUAGGUUCUUUUUCUUCAUAAACCCAUAAAAUGAAGUCUUCUUUCUCCUUUUUUGUCCGCCGUCUUUCUGUUCCUUGCUGAAUUACCCAAGCCAGCUAGCCAACAACUCCGAGUGAACGUUUGAAUAUGGCGAAAGGGGAAGGUGAGGUGGUGAGAGAUUGUAGGUAGAGGUUGCGUAGGCUUCGGCCCUGAUGUAGAGACACGACAUG
This is a messenger RNA of [Torrubiella] hemipterigena, 6616 nucleotides long. Lineage: Eukaryota; Fungi; Ascomycota; Sordariomycetes; Hypocreales; Clavicipitaceae. The record is from the annotation of a GenBank genome assembly.